Myxocyprinus asiaticus (Chinese sucker) is the source of this 7600-nucleotide messenger RNA. Its product is annotated as methionine-R-sulfoxide reductase B3, mitochondrial-like. Gene Ontology annotation, cellular component: cytoplasm. NCBI's taxonomy places the organism in Eukaryota, Metazoa, Chordata, Actinopteri, Cypriniformes, Catostomidae. Gene Ontology annotation, biological process: response to oxidative stress; protein repair. Gene Ontology annotation, molecular function: peptide-methionine (R)-S-oxide reductase activity. Bases 1873 to 2475 code for a protein of 200 amino acids. The record is from RefSeq and is a predicted model, not a curated record. The transcript has 7 exons.
AAAACAUGAUGACGUGACAAUCAACAGAUCAUUUUUUUGAUCAUGAACAGGUAAUUUUGUGUAGAAAAUUAACUUCAGACUUCACAAGAAGUUACCAAACAUAACAACAAAAUCAUCAAUAAAAACGGAGUAAAUAAACUUGCAAACAGUGAAACCAUUCAAACUUGUUAAUUAUUCAAGUCCGGCACAUAGUGGGAACAUCAGCUUCGAAAAGUUAAGUAAAAUGUACUUAUUUUAUUUACCUGUGAAAUUUACUCAAAUUAGCGAAUUAACACGACAAGGUUUUCCACUUUAGGACUGAUAAGUAAUGCAUUUCGCAUUGUAAAGAUAACAAACAAUCAUAAAUAAUAUUUACUUAAAAAGCUAGGGCAUUACUUUUUACAUGUUGGAUUUGAGUACAAAUUUUGAAUUUACUUAAUAUUUUGUAGUUAACGUAGUUCACGCUUUAACUUAUUCAAUGUAGAAAGUAAUUAAUUUUGUCUGCUUUAUUUACUUCACCACUAAAUCACUUUUUUCAGUGUAUAGGCAGCGUUCUGAUGGGCUGAAUAAGAGACUUGUUGCCUCAGUAGCCAACCAGAUACAUCAAUUAAUAAAUACAUUUUCUAUGCAAACACAAGCAGUAACACUGGAAAUAUAAAGAUCAGGUUUAAAAAUCAUUUAAAGACCUUUCUGGAAUGCCGAAGAUGUAAACUUCAAGCUGUGAACAAUUAAAGACAUGGUAUCACACUCUGCAGAGCUGAAAUUGAGCAUAGUCUAUUUAUAGUCCACUCUUGAAGUCUAAGAUGGGUAUUUUUAAAAUAUGGCCUUGCUUGUCUCUUGAUCAUAUGUUGAAAUCACUCCUGCCAGUUAGCCAAGACAUAAUUGAAGAUUUACUUAAGUUCCAGCAAGUUUAUGUUUUAGCUGUUGCAUUCAAUUUUCUAAUUCUGUAUUCAGAUUCAGAUGAAGAAGAAUUGUGAGGGGCCUUUAUUUACACUAGGAUAGGGUCAGUGGCCUACAUUAGCACAUUACUUAAAGAAUGGUCCAGGCUCAUAAGUUAAGCUGCAUUAUUACCACAAAAAGGCACUUACAAUGGAAGUGAAUGGGGCCAGUACAUAAACGUAAUAAUACACACCUUUUCAAAUGUAUGGGCACAACACUAUAUACAAUGCAUGUUAACAUGAUUUUAGUGAGAUAAAAAAAUAAAGGAUUUACUGGCGUGAUGCCAUUUAACAUGUGGGACAUUGUUGGAUUUACUGAUGUUAUGUCGUCAAGACAGUUGUAAUGUUGUAGUAUACUGUAUUACACAGAUAAGGAUAAUAAGCGAUUUUACACUAAAAUCAUGUUAAAACAUAUAAUGUUUAUGUCUUGUUGCCAUACUUCUGAAAGAUAGUGUAUUUUAAUGUUUAUGGACUGGCCCCAUUCACAUUGUAAGUGCCUUACUGUAAUCGCAAUUUUUUUUAAAUUUCUUUUUUUUUUUUUUUAAAUGAACAAGUUGUCGAUUGAGCUUAUCUUCUAAUGAACCCGGGACAUUGCUUUAAGUAGAGAAUAGAAUGGUUUAAGCAAAUCCUUGAAACCUUGUUUUUUGUCAUUUUAAGCAAUAGUUUUUUAAUAAGUGUUAUUUGUUUUCCCUUAUUAGAUGUGGAAAAAUGUCUAAAUCAAACUCUUAAUUGAAUGACUUUAUAAUUUGUCUUUUUUGCCUCUCUUCAUGCUCCUUUGUUGCAGCAUAAUGAAAAGAUCUCUUCCCCCUCUCCAUCACCUGCAUGGCCACUAGAUGGACCUCAUUCAUUAUAAACCAUAGCUUUUAGUAGUUAAACUAUAAACUCUCCUCACAAACAGUUAAUAACAGUUUUUAAGCUCUGUCCCAUUGUGUGCUCAAGUUUGCCAUAGACCAGGAUGGCUGUCCGUCUUCUCCGAUACAUGGCACCGCUUGCUUCCACAGCCCUGCUCCAAUGCAGGCGCUCCCCUAAGACCGCAGGGCCACUCCUAACUCUGAGUCCACCCACUGCGCUAGGAACAUGCUGGAGCAAGAAGACAUGGCCCAAAACCUUCCCAGAGGAGGAGCUGAGGAAGCAAUUGACCCCCAUGCAGUACCAUGUUACUCAGGAGAAAGGUACAGAGAGUGCUUUCACAGGAAAAUAUACUGAUAACAAAGAAGAUGGAACAUACCAUUGUGUCGUUUGCGGCACCCCUCUUUUCACGUCCGAUAAGAAGUUUGACUCUGGAUCAGGAUGGCCUUCCUUUUUCGAUUUGAUCAAUAAGGACUCUAUCACACUAACAGAUGACUUUUCGUACGGCAUGCACAGAGUGGAGACAACGUGCAGUCAGUGUGGCGCUCACCUGGGGCACCUCUUUGAUGAUGGACCCCGGCCAACAAGAAAGCGCUACUGCAUAAACUCCGCCUCCCUCAAUUUCCAAUCGAAAAACAGUGCCUCUGAGGGGGUGGGGCCAACCGAAGUUGCAGGCCAAUCAACAUCUAGUAAGAAUGAAGAUCUUUAAUGGGACUUGAAAAAGAUCAAUCAAGUUGCAGAUGUCAUACCUACACUCUUAGAAGAAAAGGUUCCAUAUAGAUCCCUAAAGGGUUCUAUCGCUCGCUUCAUAUUUGGAACCCCUAAAGGGUUCUUUGAGCCAAGUGGAAAGGUUCUAUAUCGAACCCUUUUUAAGGGUUCUAUCAAGGUGGAAAGGUUCUAUAUAGAACCUUUUAGGGGUUCCCAAAAUGAAACCGUAACAUUUGUUUUUUGUUUCUUAUAUAUAUAUAUAUAUAUAUAUAUAUAUAUAUAUAUAUAUAUAUAUAUAUAUAUAUAAUUAUUUUAUUUUUAUUACCAUAAGGUCAUUUAAUGGGUAUGCGAAUUGAAUAAUCCAAUAUACUUUAUCACUAAGAAAGUGAAAUAACCAUAUAAAAGACAUUUAAGUAUUAAGUAAAGCAUUUUUAAUUUUUUGUAUUUAUAACAACACAAGCAUUAAGUAACACAAUUCAUAAUACAAUAGUUAUGAAGAACUGACUUAAUAAAUCCACAGGUUUGUAAUAAUAAGUUAAAAGUUAAUUAGUAGGAAUAAUAUCAUUUUUAUAAAAAUCAUAAACAUUAAAUAAUAUAACAUUAAUUAUAAGUUAACAUUAUAAUCAUAAGUAAGAUUAAUAAACGUAAAAAACUAAGUAAAAAUAAAUAAAAACAAAUGACCUAUGAAAAGCUGUUAAACAAUUUUAGCACUGGGUAGAUACAGAAUAAUUUAGUUGCCACUGGUCUGACAAACUGCGUGAGGUCUUUUGGAUACAACAAAUUAAAAAAAACUUCUUCAGCCAUCUCCAUGUCAUCAGUUUGAUGCUGACUCUCUGUUCUGAGGGGUCUUGACACCAUAUGAAAUAUUAGGUUGAGGAUGAAUGUGCUGAUCCCAGUAAGUAUGUGAAACAUUUAAUAGACCUGCUGUUAGUACGCAGAGUAAUUAAAAACAGAAAGAAAUAUGUAUCUCUCUAAAUGACAUCUUAAAACUUACAUGAAUAGGAGUGUUGUGUUUUAUCUGUAUAAAGAUGGUCAAACUAGUAAUGCUGCACUCCAGAGCCACUGCAAACAGAAAUGAACCAUUAUUUAGUAUCAUAAAAACCUUGAUGCGAUACAAAAUAAUGGGAAAAGAUAUACCUUUUAUGACAUUGUUUAUGUCAUUGAUUUGAAGUCAAAUGUCCCCUUUUGACUUCCACUUGUCAUGGCACUGAUGAUGUUGAUGGCCAGAACUGCAGAAGUGCUCUGGGUUUGGUGAAGGUCUUUGCUAAAAACCCAUGUUCAAUUAAUAUGGCAUCUUCAGUAAAAAACAAAAAAACAAAACAUAAUUAUCAUAUUUUUGUACAUGACAAUAAAACUACAAACACCAAAUACUCACAAGUUGAGAAAUUGAAACUUUCCAUCACUUCCUCUCUUUGACUUUGGACAUUUGACAUAUUCACACUCUUUAUAUCAGUGCAGUUGGCUUAAUUCAGUGCUGUGAUGUGCUCCUGAAAACAUGUUUUGUUUUUUCCCAUGUUUUCUAGAUGAAAAGAAAAUUUAAUUAUGACAUAACCUGGUAUCAGCAUUACUAGUCAGUCCAGAAUGUAGUCAAGUUUGAAAUUACUAACCUCCUGGCGGAGACUAUCGCAGGCCUGGACGAAACAGUUUUGUCGACAUUUCUUCUUUGUGCUUGCUGAAAUAAAUGUGUAAGUCAUUAAUGACAAAGAGUUCUGUCAAACUAAAUAAAAAUAACAUAACAUUAAUCAACAAAUUAAUUUAUUUCUUACAGUUGUGCUCAAAAGUUUGUAUACCCUUGGAGAAUUGGUAAUAUAUGUACCAUUUUUAAAGAAAACAUGAGUGAGCAGGCAAAACACAUUUCUUUUAUUUCUUAUGGGAUUCAUAUUCAGCUGUAGGUUAUAACAGAAUGGCACAAUCAUAAAACAAAACAUGGCAACAAAGAAAAAAAUUAAAUUACCCCUGUUCAAAAGUCUGCAUACUCUUGGCUCUUAAUACUGUGUAUUGCCCCCUGAAACAUAAAUGACAGCGUGUAGUCUUUUGUAAUAGUUGUCUAUGAGGCCCCAAAUUCUUGCAGGUGGUAUAGCUGCCCAUUCGUCUUGGCAAAAUGCCUCCAGGUCAUGCAAAAUCUUUGGUCGUCUUGCAUGAACCGCACGAUUGAGAUCUCCCCAGAGUGGCUUGAUGAUAUUAAGGUCAGUCUGUGAUGGCCACUCCAGAACCUUCACCUUUUUCUGCUGUAACCACUGGAGGGUCAACUUGGCCUUGUGCUUAGGGUCAUUUGGAAAGUCCAAGAGCGUCCCAUGCGCAGAUUUCGUGCAGAAGAAUGCAAAUUGUCUGUCAGUAUUUUCUGAUAACAUGCUGCAUUCACCUUGCCAUCAAUUUUCACAAGAUUCCCCGUGCCUUUAGAGCUCACACACCCCCAAAACAUCAGUGAGCCACCAUCAUGCUUCACAGUGUUGAUGGUAUUCUUUUCACUAUAGGCCUUGUUGACCCCUCUCCAAACAUAGCGCUUAUGGUUGUGACCAUAAAGCUCAAUUUUGGUCUCGUCACUCCAAAUUACAGUGUGCCAGAAGCUGUGAGGUGUGUCAAGGUGUUGUCGGGCAUAUUGUAACCGGCUUUUUUGUGGCAUUGGCUUCUUUUUUGAAAUUUUUAUUCAAGUAUCGUCGUAUUUUGCUCCUUGAAACAACCACACCGUCUUUUUCCAGAGCAGCCUGUAUUUCUCCUGAGGUUACCUGUGGGUUUUUCUUUGUAUCCCGAACAAUUCUUCUGGCAGUUGUGGCUGAAAUCUUUCUUGGUCUACCUGACCUUGGCUUGGUAUCAAGAGAUCCCCGAAUUUUCCACUUCUUAGUAAGUGAUCGAACAGUACUGACUGGCAUUUUCAAGGCUUUGGAUAUCUUUUUAUAUCCUUUUCCAUCUUUAUAAAGUUCCAUUACCUUGUUAUGCAGGUGUUUUGACAGUUUUUUUUUUUCUGCUCCCCAUGGCUCAGUAUCUAGCCUGCUCAGUGCAUCCACAUAAGAGCUAACAAACUCAUUGACUAUUUAUACACAGACACUAAUUGCAAUUUAAAAAUCCACAGGUGUGGGAAAUUAACCUUUAAUUGCCAUUUAAACCUGUGUGUGUCAUCUUGUGUGUCUAACAAGGCCAAACAUUCAAGGGUAUGUAAACUUUUGAUCAGGGCCAUUUGGGUGAUUUUUGUUAUCAUUAUGAUUUAAAAAGGAGCCAAACAACUAUGUGAUAAUAAAUGGCUUCAUAAGAUCACUAUCCUUAAAUAAUGUUUUUUUUUUUUUGCAUGAUCAGUCAUAUUUUCAAAAUCAAUGCCACAAUUUCUGCCAGGGUAUGCAAACUUUUGAGCACAACUGUUCCAAGGUAAUGUCGCCCUCAAGCUUUCAGCUCAACUGACUUUCUGUGACUGUUAAAAUUUGAAAUAGGAUAUUCGCGCAUUUGAUCACUCGCGCGAGUUGCGCGUCUGCAAGUACGCGGCUUAAAUGCUCCUUUGCGCAAUGUAGAUAGGAGGGGAUAACAGUGCUACACGCUCAAGUUGUUUGCUGUUUAUGAUAAACACACUUUUUUGUGAAUUGAGUCAAGAAUAGGCUAGCAUAGACUAUAUAUUAAUACAACCUGUCAUCUGAAAGAGAAAGGAUAUUAGAUCUGAUCAUCUGUCAUUUAUCAUUUUGUAAUCAAAAAAGUUCUUUAUUUGUUUCUGCUGUAUGAAAUGCAAAUGCUAAAUUAAUGUAGUGAAGUGUUCAAAACUAUUUAUGAACAAAACUUUCAAUAAUGUAAUGUAUGCAUACAUACAUACAUACAUACAUACUCACAUUAAGCAAUUGUCAACCCAAAGGACCAUUUUGUGCAAAAAGGGUUCUUUUUUUCUGUAAAUCUUUGUAAAUAGAACCUUUUUAGCAUAAAGGGUUCUUUGGAGCUGAACAAAGAACCCUAGGGUUCUAUAUAGAACCCCAAAGAACCCUUUUUUUCUAAGAGUGUAGGCUACUCCAAAGUCACUCUGAACUUCCAAAUCAGGCCUGAUGUUUUUCAAGUGACCCAUGCAAAUAUAUUUUAAGCAACAUUUGUCCAAAUUAUACUGUAGGUCUUUGGGGAACAUGGUAUGCAAUGUCAGAUUAGAAUUGCCUUACGUUUGCUCCUCAACUUAAACGCUUAAACGGAUAGUUUACCAAAAAAUAAAAAUAAGACUUAAUUUAUUCUGUGGAACACAAAAGAAGAUAUUAAGGGGCGGUAACGCGGGCAACCGGAAACGCAAGCUCAUGCAAAGAACUUGCAUAUGAAACAUUUAAAAUGUUAACAUUUUAAAUGUAAUAUAAUUUGUGAUUUAUUAUUUAUUUACACCAGAAGCCAUCCCACGUGACAUCAUACCCUGGUCCGUUGCGUUGUCCGAAAAAAAGUUUGUGUGCUUAAAGCCUACUGUCACCGCCCCUUUAGGGAGAAUGACAGCCUCAGUCACUGUCAACUUUCAUUGUAUUGAAAAAAGAUGGAACAAAAGUGAAUGGUGACUGACACUAGCAUUCUGCCUAACUCAACUUUUGUGUACCAUUGAAGAAAGUCAUACGGGUUUGGAACAAGGUUGAGUAAAUUAUGACAGAGUUUUCAUUUUUGGGUGAAAAACCUGAAAAAAUAGAGUGAUCUAGAAACCUGAAAUUGCUCCCAAGAAAUUUGCUGUGCUAAACUGUUUUUGAACACUCAGUGGUUGUUUUCAUAAUGUUAAGACUCUUGACUGUAAUAUAUUUUCUGCUCAAAGAUAUAUUGAAAGCCCUGUGAUUGGAAACAAAUUAUAUAUGUAUACUUUUUCAGAGCACCAUGUUGUUUUUGAAGUGACAUGUGAUACAGGGAGGUCAUGAAGUCUGAAGAAAAUGCUAUGCAAGUGCUCCUGUGAGCAGUAAAAUAAGCACUGAGUGGAGAACAAAGCAUUCUUUGAAAUAAAAUGGAACACAUGACAAAUGUUUAGUCUGAACACAAAUGUAGCCUGACUUUUAAGGGUGCUUUUUUUGGUCUCCCUGCUUGCAGUGCCUAUUUUCCUUCUGAGUUGAGUAUUUUCUUGGAUAUUGAUUCACUUUGAUUGAUAGAAUUGUAUUGUUCUUUAUUCAUAUUGACCAGUGUGAAUAAAGAGAUAUUAUGUAUAA